AAUCUAUGGAAUGUGAGGUUGUCUGCAGUAGUUUUCAAAGAUAAUGUUGGGGGAAGAGGAUUUAGGCACAUGAUAUUCAGAUAAUUUUGUAAUUCAUAAAUGUUUACUAAACUAAAAUUACUAUUGUUGGCGUUCGAAACUUAUUUUCAAGAAUACUAUCUUUGUCUUUAGCUCGACAGAAUACGUAAGCUUCGUGGAAACAUGACUGACAACAUUCCUGUUAGUCUUAACGUUCACAUCGAUCCGCUAAGUCAUGGUCAGUCUGCUGGUAGUAGUAUUUUAGGAGAUGUUGCCUUUGCCUUAGGUGCAACAGAGCCAGCUCUUCGUCUCCUGCUGUCAAUAUUAGCAGGUUAUCCCUUAGCAUUACUUCAUAGGUACUCUCUUUAUGGAAAGUCACCAAUUCUACAGCAUAUUCUUUUUAUAUUGAGUGGUUUGUCAGUGGGUUAUUUUAACUAUGGUUGGGAGGUUGUGCAUUCCAUGGCUUCUGUGGUGGUUGUGUAUGCAGUUUUGCUUACCAUUGGUGGCACUGUUCUCUCCGUGGCCAUUGUUUUUAUCUUCAGCAUGAGCUAUUUACUGACUGGAUACUAUUUGACUGGUACGGAAACAUAUGACAUCAAGUGGAGCAUGGCCCAGUGUGUUUUAACCCUCAGGUUGAUUGGCUUAGCAUUUGAUGUGUACGAUGGUACAAAAUCUGCAGAUAGCCUUUCAGAUGAUCAGAAAAAGACUGCCCUUGCAAAAGUUCCAACGUUUUUCGAAGUUGCUGGUCACACGUUUUUUCCGUCAAGUUUUUUGGUGGGUCCGCAGUUUCCCAUGAGGCGAUACCAGGACUUUGUGGCAGGAGUGUUGAGAGACCAGGAUAAUGAAACACUUCCAUCCUGCCUGCUUACUGGUUUCAUGCGAGGCGGUCUGGGUUUCAUAUACCUGGGCAUAUUUCAAGUUGGAAUCUCGUACUGCCCCGAUUCAUAUUUGCUUACACCAGAGUUCAAUAUGUUACCCUUCGUCAAGCGAUGUCUUGUACUGGGCUUCUGGGCCAAGAUCACACUUUACAAAUAUAUCGCCUGCUGGCUUAUUUCUGAGGGCGUCUGUAUAUGUUCUGGCCUUACCUACAAUGGGAAAACCAUGGAAGGCCAGUCGCGAUGGGAUGGCUGUGCCAACGUGAAACUUAGAGUGUAUGAAGGAGCAACCAAGUUUGGACACUUCAUUGCGUCUUUCAACACAAACACCAAUCACUGGGUGGCUCAGUACAUUUACAAGCGACUGAAGUUCAUGGGUAACCGCUACAUAUCACAGGCUGCAGCGCUGGUUUUCUUGGCAGUCUGGCAUGGACUCCACUCGGGUUACUACAUGUGCUUUCUUAUGGAGUUCCUGGUCAUGAAGCUGGAGAAAGAUCUGGAGCCACUGUUGGAGAGGAAUGGAACUGUGAUAGAGCUUUUGAAGCAUCCAUUAGUUGCGACAGUAGUGUGGAUGGCUCUCAAAUUGUAUACAUUUGUAUUUAUGGGGUGGUGUUUGGCACCAUUUGCUCUGUUAUCUUUUAGCCGGUGGUGGCAGGUGUAUAGAUCUGUGUACUUCAUUGGAUUCAUUGUUUUUCUUUUAUGGCCUUUAUAUUAUCCUAUUGUAAAGAAACUGUUAACACCAAAGAGUUUACAAAAAGCAAAGGAAAAUUAGAAAUUCAAGAUUUUUUCUCUUACAAUAUUCGUGCUAAUAUAGGUCACAAUUGUUUUGGUAUGCUUUGCUUUCAAAAAAAACAUUUGUGUAGAUAAAUUUUGUUACAGAUUCUGUAUUGUUGCACACAUAGCUGUGUAAUACAUAAAUACAAACCAGAUUUUCGAGAAUUGCCAUUUUUACUUUUAUGUUGUUCAUGAUUUAAAACUAAGUACUUAAAAAGUCAUAUAAUAUAUGUUGUUGCACAUAUCUGUUUUAAAUGAGAAGCUGUUGUGGUAGGUCACUCACUAGUUCCCACAUGAAGGAGAAUGCAAAUGUGUAUUUCAUUUUUUGGCAAUGUUUCAGUGCCACCUACCCUGCUUCCCACUUACUCCUCAAACUUCUCUCUGUCUGCACUAUGAUGUGUCUGUGCAAACUUCUCUGUCUGCACUAUGAUGUGUCUGUGCAGACUUCUCUGUCUGCACUAUGAUGUGUCUGUGCAAACUUCUCUGUCUGCACUAUGAUGUGUCUGUGCAGACUUCUCUGUCUGCACUAUGAUGUGUCUGUGCAAACUUGUCUGUCUGCGCUAUGAUGUGUCUGUGCAAACUUCUCUGUCUGCGCUAUGAUGUGUCUGUGCAAACUUCUCUGUCUGCACUAUGAUGUGUCUGUGCAGACUUCUUUGUCUGCACUAUGAUGUGUCUGUGCAAACUUGUCUGUCUGCGCUAUGAUGUGUCUGUGCAAACUUCUCUGUUUGCACUAUGAUGUGUCUGUGCAAACUUCUCUGUCUGCGCUAUGAUGUGUCUGUGCAAACUUCUCUGUCUGCACUAUGAUGUGUCUGUGCAAACUUCUCUGUCUGUGCUAUGAUGUGUCUGUGCAAACUUCUCUGUCUGCACUAUGAUGUGUCUGUGCUGCUCAGUUUUCACGGAGUUAGCUGAAGCAGGAGCCAUCAUAUAGCAAGACCCCUCACUUACACUUUCCAGGGAUACAAAGAUAGAAUCUAAAUUGAGGGAGAACUAAAACUCACCUAAUACAUAGGUACUUCAUUUUCUGUAUGUAUUUCUUUCUCAAAAAAUACUUUACUUUAAAGAAAAAAUUAAUAUAUGCUAGCCUACUGAUGUACCAUCAAUACUCAAGCCAUGCCCAAAAUACAUCUCAUAAAAACAACAAAAAAGUUUAAGUUUAUUAUUGGAUAGAUCAAGUCUUGUAUUAUAAGGUUGAGUAAAAAUGCACAACAAAAAUUUAGGCGUUUAAAAAUAUCUGGAAGAGAAUUUACACAUCCAAACAAAUAUUCUAGUUUUGCAUUUUAAUCUUAAUUUUAGUUGACCCCAUUAUAACUAGUAAAUCAAUAUCAUGAAACAAAAAUAUUAUUUUGUAACAACUUAAAUUUAAGGCAGUAAGGCACAAUUCUUUUAUACUGUACACAUUGUGUACUGUGAAGAGAGUACUGUUUCUGAUUAAGAAAAAGAAUGAAAAUGUAACUCAUUGCUGAGAAUUAUACUACAUCUUGUAUACAUGUUGCUACCAAAAUGACAAAUUUUUCACUUGUAUUUUAGGCUACAAAAAAUUUGUGCAAUUUAUAACGUGAUAUAUUUUCAUUUCCAGUCUUUUGGAUGAUUUGGUACAACGCUUACAUUCAUGUGGCCUAUAUUUGCAGGAAUGUUAAAAAAACAUUUUUCUGUCUUGGAUACUUAUCUGUUUAUGCAUAAUUUAAUAGUAGUUUUUUAAUAGAACUAAUGAUUUCUUCAUAUAGUAUCCAGUGUAAGAUACACAAAUAAGGGUUUUGAGUCAUGUUUCAUCACAAAUUUAACUAUAGUAUGAAUGCCUAAUUGAGAAUAUGAAUGGGUGAUUUUGUGAGUAGUCUAUUGAUUUCUGUUUCUGUAGAUUUGUAAACAGAAUAUUUUUUACAAAUGUGUAAAAUGUGUGUUGGGUAACCAGAAAAUAAUUUGUAUCUAUCUUAUUCACUGCAUUUUAUUUAUGUUAGGGUAGUCUGUUUAAAGGGUUAGGAGUUUUUUAUGACAUGAAUGGUUUGAGAAUUUUUAUGCAAUAUUUUAUGUUUUGGAUAUGUAAAUAACAUACGGUAACUGCAAUACAGCAAGUUUGUUGUUGAUUGACUUAAUUUUGUCCAGUUAAGUGACAUUUAGUUUGUGUUAUGAUGUAAUAGGUGAAUGUAUUUUUUACUUACUUGGUUGUUAUUACAGUUUUAAAGUGACAGUCAACAUGUAUGUGAUGUUAACAUAAGGCAUAAUAUUUCAGACAUAAUGCGUAGGUUUUAAAAAAAUGUCAACAAUACAUUUUAUUCACAUCUCUACAAAUAUCCUUAAAAUCACAAUAAUUUAGAUAUAGACGUCUUUUGAAUAACUACAAGCCUAUCUUGAUGGCCUAUGAGUCUACUGCUUACUAUGAAUUUGUGUUUAUAAAAUUUAUGUUUGGCACACUGUCCAUGUACUGUAGAACACUGUGUAACAAAACUAUGCAAAUUUUUUACGUUGUAUAGCAAUUCUUUGUGUUGUUAAAAAUGUUAAAAGGAUUAGUUUAGUUUAAUUUUUUUGUACAUGGAGAUAAUGAAACAUAAUAUGUGUAGAGACAAAACUUAAAAACCAUAAAUUGUUGCCUUAUACUAUUUUUUCCAAACCAUGUUCAUUUCAAUUGUGACAAGAUGCCAUUUUCUUAAAAAAAAUUUUUUUAUAUGAAUGCCUAAAACAUACUUACUCAGAAAUAACAAUUUGCAAGCAUUUGUAUGUUUCAUAUAAACAUGAGAAUUUUUUGUGUAAAACCACUUAGCAUGACUAAUUUUGUUCCUAAAAAUGCUCACAUUAUUCGAAAUCGUGUAUUCUGAAGGAUUAGUUUCCAUAAAUAGCAAGGCUAAUUUAUUUAAUGUGUUCCAAAAUUGUGUAGGAAAAUAUACUUUAUGUAAUAUAAAUGCAUUGAAUAACACUAAACUAUAAAUAUGUCACACCAUUUAUCUUUAUAUGCCUCCCAUCGCACUUUGUAUGACAAAUACGACACAGCGUAACGGGAGAUACGUGGUUAUGUACUUUAUCGUCAGUCGGCUGGCUGACUGGCUCGCCCGGGCGUGAACUCCAACUCAUUUUGUGUACCUUUCCAAACCAUCCUUUACUGACAGUGAAACCAAUAGUACUGUCCGGAUAGUUACAUUUUAAUUUUUCAAUAAUUAAAGUGCUACUUCGCGUAUAACCACUUGGUUCACACCAAUCCUGUCAGGCCAAUCAUUAUUUUUUUCAUGGCAACAUUUAUUUAACAACCUUUUCCACGUGAAUCAUCUGUUCAUUUCUGUUCUGGUAUAUAAUGUCAAAUAUAUUCCCACUAGUACAACCAACAGCAUCAGACUUAUAAAUGGUUUGGUAAGAGUCCUUAUUUCAUACAAUUGUGCGCACAGUUGACUUGCUUCAAAAUAAAGUGCGACCAACAUAAGCGUGGCCUUCAUGACAAUCUGCGUGCCGUAAUACUUCUAGUUUUGUCUCAAAUACUUUAACACUAUGCAUUAUGAGUGAUCAAGCACAUACAGUUACCAGCAGAUGAAUGGGUAUAUGUUGCUUUUGUUUGAGUGAAUUCCCUGCCACUGGCUAGACUGAGUUCAUGGCCCGGUUUGUGGCCAGGCGACAACGGUACGGCAAGGCGGUAUAUGCACGGACAUAAAAACAUUUGUUCCUUUACACUCCAUAGCAGCAAUUUAACUUGCCAUAGCUGAUGUUUGUACAACAGCCGAUAGCGUAGUCAGACCUGCGCGCGCAUCUCUUCCCCCCUUGUUUGGCUAACUGUAUGCCACGGCACAUCUGUUGUUUACAGAAGUUGAAACAGACUUCGUGACGUAUUGCUCUAAUUUUUUUUGCCUGCAGAGAUUUUGUGCUAACUGAAAUUUACAGACGUGUUAUUCAAGACUGGGGCAGUAAAAUUCACAUUGCGCUUAAUGAAUCCACGCAAUCUGAAGAUUUGUUAAGUGAGGGAUAUGUGUAUCAAUUUUCACAGGCCAAAUGGUCCAUUUAUUUUGUUACAAAAUACAUACUAAAAUUAUUACACUCGUUUAAUUUUGGGUGUUAAAAAGUAUAAUUUCAGACUGUGCAAUGAAAUGCAUUUUGGGGUUAUUUAGGUUUUAUCGCAAUUCAUCAUAAAAUCUGUUCCCUGUGAUAUUUAUGAUACAGGCACUAAUAACUGUGGUAAAAGUGGUUACUAAAGAUUAAAUAUACCGUAUUUACCAAAAUUAGCUCCUUCCUCAAAUAAACUUCACACCUGUAAUGGUUAUGCCAUGUAACAGUCCAAACCUCGGGCUGGCUCAAAAUUGGUCCAGCUGUUACAUGCGUAAUCACUUGAAGAAAUUUUGAUUGUAUGUUGAAAUAUUGUUUGAGUUUCAGAAAAAAAUGUCCAUUGGACAACUGUUACUUAUUUUUAAUUAUUUUAUUUCUUCUUUAUGAAAAUUCACUACUCUCACUGGCCACCAUUUUCCAACCACAACACAGUUCUCAGCUUCUCACAAAACAAACAUCUUAAAUUUAACCUAUUCUACGAACAACUGUCUUUUCUGCUUACAUCGAAAUGUCCGUCAAUACCAGAAAAUAAUCAUGAAUGUAAAAUGGCUACCAACUGCAGCUGUUCGGUUUACUGUAGUGAAGCACCAUUAACAUCUCAUCCACAAAUGACCAAUAUCAAUGCUACCUUAAAAAGCUUAAUAAAUAAAAUAAAUCAAUAAACAGCUUAAGAAACACAUGCAACAAAUUCUCAUGUUUCAAAUGAAAUUUUUAUUCAAUAUCAAUAUCACUGAAAAAAAAAUAUUUUUUUUUUUUUUUAGUCACGUUUACGACUUUCCGCGACAACGUACUUUCUUCCCAUAGCACAAUUUCCAGUUUCCGUAUCAUUAAAAUUUUUUUUCCAGCAACCUUAGAUGAUUACAAUUGCAAACUUUUCGUAAUUUUAUUUAUUUACAUACAUAUUGUCAGAUGCACAUCAACACUCCAUAUGGAGAUUGCAAGGAAUCAUUGCAACAUCUUUCUCACAAAAACACUCACUUUCAAACUACGUGCAAUAUGUCGAUCGUUCAUUCAGCAACAGCAGGUUAACCAACCUUGGAGCUUGACGGAACUUGUGCUGUGCAGCAUUGCAUGUUGCCAAGUUUUGAAUAAGCAGUGCCAUGCUUUUUCAACUCACACAUUUUAUGAUAAAUUGUGUGCUGAUAAUUCGGGAAAAUACUGUAUGUGAUAAGUGAACAAGGAAUAAAAUACUUAUUUAAUUUUUUGGAACUAACUGAAAUGAAAAUCAUUUUUGGAACCAGUUGUAGAUACUGUUGUUUUUGGAAAACAAUGGCAGCUUAUUUAUUAAGAUCUGGCUCUUAAAAAUUUAUAAACAUUAAAUAAAAAUGCUGUCCUUGCAUAGAUAUGUUGAUAACUCAUCAGACGUAUAUAAUUCGUCACAGCACAAAAUAUGUGGUCGUUGGGUACUAAGCAAUUAUUGAAAACAUCUACAUUAUAAGAUCACUAGAACAUUACUUCUUUCCUUCUUCAUAAGAGGAUGGUUAUUUGCUGCUACCCCCUUCAUUUCCUAGAAAGUGAGCCAUUUCUCUCUGAAACUAGUGGUCUCCAACUUGAAGUUUACUAGGUUUGGAAUUUUUUAUUUUUUUUUUUUUAACUUGAUACCUGCUCAGGAGAGGAGAAAUAACCUAGUAAGGGGGCACAUAACUGGCAUCUGGCAAGACUGGCACUCUUACAUCGUUAUGUUGGUUUGUUGUUUUUGAGAUUAGAAAGAUUAUUUGCUGGAAGUAAGUUUAAUAUAGCUAUCCUAACCAAAUCAACCGUCCACAAUGUUUUAAAGUAUUUAUAAUGUAGCUAUCCUAACCUUUUACAAUGAACAAAAAAAAAACAUAAGAUGCACAAUCUGGCGUUUGGCUCUCUUGUCUGUGAAAAGAAGGCUUCCUGCAAGUAUGCUAGCGCUAAAUUAUGGUAUUGCACAAGUAUGCAAGUGUGAAAGUACGCAAGUAUGAUCCAUUUAUACCUCUCCCCUGCCAUUUCCUUUACUGGUUCUACCACCUCUCCCGGUGCCCCACCACGUACCUAACUAUUCCCCUCAUGUUAUCGGAAUUUUUGUAAAGAAGUUCCCUUAAAAAAAAAAUUAUAUGUUAAAAUGGCAUGUAAUAUUGUUUUCAGAUGGAAAUUUUAGUUGGCUAACACACUAAUAUUCUUCCCCUUGGCAUUGGCAUCAGUGUAAGAGCUGUGCUGGCAUUAAAUGUACUUAUUUAGAGUUGGCCCUUGUAUGUGGUUUUAGUUUGAUUUCAGAAGAAACAAAAUUAGGUUUGAACACCAACCUUAAAAAUUUUUCAACCUAAUAAUGGUCACUUUUGUUUUCUUUCUAGUUUUUUUUUAAAUAUAAUUAAUAUGUGUUAAUUCAGUAUGUAUAUGUAUUUAUUUUACUAAGGUGCUUUAUCAAUGCUAUAUGCCAGAAUGUAAAUGCUAUAAACAAAAUUAUAAAUAUUAUUUUUCAUUAUCUCCAAGUAUACAUUAUGUAGACUUAAGUCUAGUUGUCACUAGAAGUACUGCAUUUUGUGUGUGUUGUUUCUGCAAGAAAUAAACUUGAACAAUUUUUACCUUUGUUUUAUAAAUGCAGUUAACUUAUGUCCUAGAAAUAUUAAAAAAAAUAGUAGUUGAAACCAUUCUUACAAACUUUAUUGUAGAGUUUCUCAAAACUUUAAAAAAUUUGAAGUUACAUAAUAAAGUUUAGUCGGUAAGGCUCAAAUCCUUCA
Messenger RNA from Bacillus rossius redtenbacheri, 8386 nucleotides. It is a transcript of the gene nes, whose product is annotated as lysophospholipid acyltransferase 5. The record is from RefSeq and is a predicted model, not a curated record. The coding region runs from base 202 to 1665 and encodes 487 amino acids. Lineage: Eukaryota; Metazoa; Arthropoda; Insecta; Phasmatodea; Bacillidae. Gene Ontology annotation, cellular component: membrane. The transcript is spliced from 10 exons. Gene Ontology annotation, molecular function: 1-acylglycerophosphocholine O-acyltransferase activity; lysophospholipid acyltransferase activity. Gene Ontology annotation, biological process: phosphatidylcholine biosynthetic process; lipid modification.